CGCUGCGUGUCGCGGCGCGCGCGCACCCGGGCCUGACGGCGCGUCCUCCUCGGCCGUCCGCACGCGCCUCUCGGAAGCUCGGCAGUGCGCGUGCGCUGGCGCCCGCUCUCCAACUUAGAAAAGACACAGCCAGUGGUUGCCCGGGAGGGGUGGCGGGAGCAGUCCCCGGAAACAAUCCCUGUCCUCUGUCUCCGGGCACUGGCGAGGUCGCGCCUCCGCGGGGCCGAGACCUGUAAUGGCCAGAUAUCAAGGUGAAGUUCAGAGUUUGAAACUGGAUGAUGAUUCCGUUAUAGAAGGAGUAAGUGACCAGGUACUUGUGGCAGUUGUGGUCAGUUUCGCUUUGGUUGCUACCCUGGUAUAUGCACUUUUCAGAAACGUACAUCAAAAUAUUCACCCGGAAAACCAAGAGCUAGUAAGGGUGCUUCGAGAACAACUUCAAACUGAGCAGGAUGCACCCGUUGCUGCUCGACAGCAGUUCUACACUGACAUGUACUGUCCAAUCUGUUUACAUCAAGCCUCCUUCCCUGUUGAAACAAACUGUGGACACCUUUUUUGUGGUGCCUGCAUUAUUGCUUACUGGCGAUACGGUUCAUGGCUUGGGGCAAUCAGUUGUCCAAUCUGUAGACAAACGGUAACUUUACUCCUGACGGUAUUUGAUGAAGACGAUCAUUCUCAGGAUGCUGUACGAUUGCGUCAGGAUAUUAAUGAUUACAACCGAAGGUUCUCGGGGCAUCCCAGAUCUAUUAUGGAAAGAAUUAUGGAUCUACCCACUUUACUGAGGCACGCAUUCAGGGAAAUGUUUUCAGUCGGGGGCCUUUUCUGGAUGUUCCGCAUUCGGAUAAUACUUUGUUUAAUGGGAGCUUUUUUCUACCUUAUAUCACCUCUAGAUUUUGUGCCUGAAGCCUUGUUUGGAAUUCUAGGCUUUCUAGAUGAUUUCUUUGUUAUCUUUUUGUUGCUUAUCUACAUCUCUAUUAUGUAUCGAGAAGUAAUAACCCAAAGGCUAACCAGAUGAAAAAAAAAAAUGAGUUUACUAGAUUAGAAUACGUGAGCUAAUGUAUAAAAUGAAACAAAAGGACCCAUGGCAGUAUAAAGCAUUUGAAUAUUAUCUCACAAGCUUAAAACCCCUAUAUGACAAGCAUUUGAUUAUCAUUUGACAAAUGCCUAGCAAUAUAUAACUGGAACUUUUACAUGUGACAGGCUCUGAUGUUUAGAAUUAUAGUGAUCUACAGUUAUAUCUUGAUUCUGUGUUGUCUGGAAAAAAUAUGGAAUUACAUAAAAAGGGAUGCUUUUAUAUCCUUUUCUUUUCCCUAAAAUUACUUAAAUUGGAUGUAUAGUAAGAUAUUGUCAAAUGUACUGUUUAUCCAAUUUAUCCUCCUCAGUGGGUACCUGUAUGAUAAUAUAUAGCUAUGAAACGCAUCUAAAUAUUUUUAUUACAAUAAAAUCUUAUACAAUUUGGGGGAAGGUCCGUGUUCUUUGAGUGCUAGCUCAGUUUUGUGCAUUUGGAGCAGUCCUGCUCUUUCAUUCUGGUAUAAUUCUGUUAUCAGCUACAACUGAAAGAAGAAACUUGAACUUUAUAAUUUGAUUUCAUAUUCUGGUUUACAGAACACUUUUUAAUCAUCAGAGAAAUUAAGAUGAAAAAUAUUUAUCUCCAGUCAGCAUACUUGAUGUUUGCAGUUAUAACAUUUAAACAAGAGCUUGGUCCUUUUGUAGGAGUAGAUACAAAGUAACUUAUAAAGGGAAAAUUUUUUAAGAAGCUGUGUGAUACUGCACACACACAGCAGUGUGAUGCAUUUCUGAGGACAGUGGGUCUUCGUAUUUAUAAGCAGCGAAGCGUUUAGGAAGGCUAGGAACACUGUAAAUUUGACAAAAGAAUUUACUGGUUAGCUCUAGCAACAGUUGGACAAAUUUGGUUUUCUGUUGUCAGGAAACGUUUGUAAUAUUCUCUGGAGAUGGCAGCAUCACGUCCUACGCAGUGAAUGAACGUGUCAGAGAAGAAUCAACACCACAAGUGUUAGGAGAUCCUUGCUCAUUUCAGCCGGCCGUGCUCGUUAGUGAAUUCAGGACUGCAGGCUGUAAGGUGACGCCCAGGAGUUGGUGUGACCGCUGCCAUCUGCAGUCACUGGUACUGCUGUUCUCCGUUCAUUAGUGAGCCUCGCUAUGUGUAAGAGCAUAUAAGGAGAAAAAUCUGUCACAGCCCCCAGAUUAAUCAGAUUAGCCAUCAACUAGUGAGAUUCUGAAUGAAACAUAAAUUUGUGUUUUCCAGUUUGGACCCAGGACAAACAAUAAUGCUUGGACAGAGCACAUCAUACUUAACACAGUUUCUUGCACAUUUGUCAUUUUAUCCUUAGACCAAUUCUGCGAGGAGGGCAGGGCUCCACCUUCCUCUUCACAGAUGACAUGCCAUGCUAUUAAUGAAAGGUUUUUGCCUGAAGUCACACAACAAAUAAGUGAUUGAACUGGUAUUAAACUCUUAGUAGGACUCCUGCAUAGGAUGUUUAGAUAAACAUGAAGGUCACUAUGGCGAGGAGAAGGAAGAGAGAACCAGGGGUCCAUUAGAAGUCUUUCAGAGUAUGUCACUCCUUCAUCGGAGUAGGAUAGCUUAGGCGCUCCUAGGAGGAAAGGUCUAGAAAGAUGACACAUCAAGACUUCAUGAAUCCUAAAUCUACACUAAUAAAUCAAGUGUCUAAUAGGGUGGCAUACAUCAUAGAAAAGCAUUUCAGCUGCAGUCACCAACGUGAAAAGCUAAGGAGCAGAACUUUGUUACACCACCAUUUAUACCAGACUGGAAAUGCAUUUUCUACCAGUUACAAAUUUGGUGUGGGGCUACAGCAAUGUCGUUUCUUGACAGGAUUUUAUUUUCUGUGCAUGUGUUUGGUUCCAAGUGUGACAUUUUUGGUUACAAUAAUUUUAUUGUAAUAUUUGGAAUUACUGCUAAGAUUUUCUUUCCUAAUAUAAGAGGUAUAUUGUACCAACUUUUUUAAUGUACAAAAACACUGUAUGAUCUGAAGUGUUAUGAAAUUGAAAAGGGUGUGGGCUGACAUCUGAGAAUUUUAGAGAUGUUUGUUUUCACCUUUGCGGAUCACUGAUGACAAAUGCAGAAGGAAUCUGAGAGAAUACUUAAAGCAAGUAGAAUCAAUGUUUUAAACAUCAUAGUAAUACUUCUGUGAUUCAGAGUUAGAUCAUAUAAAUCAAAGCAACAAUUUGCAUUUUUUUAAACAAUAUUGUAACUGUCACAAAAACAGAUGGUCCAACCCCAGGAGCAGAUAAUAACUUGCGCAGCUCUGUGGGGAACAAGACGGGUGAAAACCGUUCUAAUUGCCCACGAGAACAGUGGUUUUGACCACUAUAAUUCUCCGUGUUUGAGAGGAACGAGGGAAGAAAGGAUCUUACUGAUCCCUUGUGGCUGUGCAGAUACCUACCUCACAGAGUUGUAGACGACUGCAGUUUAGUUCAAAUUUUGUGAUUGAAACUUGUCAAGUAUUUUAUUCUUUUGAAUAAAAGCAACAUAUCUAAAAAAU
Molecule: messenger RNA, 3518 nt
Organism: Propithecus coquereli (Coquerel's sifaka)
Lineage: Eukaryota; Metazoa; Chordata; Mammalia; Primates; Indriidae
Gene: RNF170
Product: ring finger protein 170
Exons: 7
Coding region: 236-1012 (258 amino acids)
Molecular function (GO): ubiquitin protein ligase activity
Source: RefSeq, a predicted model, not a curated record